UUCUUGUAUGUGCCCUGACUGGGGAUCAAACCAGCAACCUUGGCGUAUGGGGACGAUGCUCUAACCAGCUGAACACCCAGCAGGGUGAAAAACACUUCUUGGCUCCAGGGCAGCUGCCUGCUGUAUUAAUCAGCUCUGGCUGCCACAACAGGCUCUGCAGACCAGGUGGCUUUAACAACAGAAAUUUACUGUCAUAGGGCUGGCCGCCAGGCAGUCUGAAAUCAAGGUGUUAGCAGGGUUGGUUUCCUCUGAGGCUUGUCUUCUUGACAUGUAGGCAGCCAUCUCCUUCCUGUGGUCUCACAUGCUUGUCCCUCUGUGCUUGUGUGCCCUAAUCUCUUAUAAGGACACUAGUCCUAUUGGAUUAGGGCCCACCCAUAUGACCUCAUUUUAGCUUAAUUACCUCUUUAAAGACCAGUCACAUACUGAGGUACUGGGGGUUAGGAUUUCAGUAUGAGUUUUGGGUGUCACAGUUCAGUCCAUGCACCUGCUUUCUUGCUGUGGCUUUGUCAAGUUGCCUCCCCUUCUGGGCCCCUGUUCCCCAUCUCUAAAAAUGCAGGGGUUGCAUGGACGGCCCCACUGAGCUUGGAACUUGUGGAUGUGGGAUUGCAACCUGUCGGCUCCCUUUCCCUCAUCAGGUCCUGGAAGCUGGCGUGUGCUAUCCUGCAGUGUCACAGGUUCCACACAGCUGGGAGUCACUACAAGGCUCGGACUGGUGCUGAGCACCUGUGGCUGAUGCGGCAUUUGAAGGACCCAUUUGUGAAGGCUACUAAGGUGGAGAGUUACCGGUGCCGAAGUGCCUUCAAGCUUCUGGAGGUGGACACGAAGCAUCGGAUCCUGCGGCCCGGCCUCCGGGUCUUAGACUGCGGGGCGGCCCCUGGGGCUUGGAGCCAGGUGGCUGUGCAGAGAGUCAACGCUGCAGGCACAGAUCCCAGUAGCCCUGUUGGCUUUGUGCUUGGGGUUGAUCUUCUUAACAUAUCACCCCUGGAAGGAGCAACUUUUUUGUGCCCCGCUAAUGUGACUGACCCAAAAACCUUGCAGAGGAUCCAAGAACUGCUUCCUGGCGGGAGAGCAGAUGUGAUUCUGAGUGAUAUGGCCCCCAAUGCCACAGGGAUCCGGGGCCUGGACCACGACAGGCUCAUUGGCCUGUGCCUGUCCCUUCUGGACAUGGCUCCAGAUAUCCUGCACCCUGGGGGAACAUUCCUCUGUAAGACCUGGGCUGGAAGUCAAAGCCACCAGCUACAGAAAAGACUGACAAAGGAAUUCCAGAGCGCGAGGACCCUGAAACCUGCAGCCAGCAGGAAAGAAUCCUCGGAGGUGUACUUCUUGGCCACACAGUACCGCAUGGCGAAGGGGUCUGGGGAGCACUGAGCUUUCUCCUGCCAUUUCUGGUUCUUUUCACUGCAAAUACAGCUGCAGGCUCCUGAGGUGCGGUUGGGGGGCCUGGGCGUGGCCUGGGAUGCAGCAGGCAGGACAAGUGAGGGAUAGAACUCUGUUCAGCAGCCAUUAUUAAAAACUGUCUAUCAUGCCA
Molecule: messenger RNA, 1528 nt
Organism: Miniopterus natalensis
Lineage: Eukaryota; Metazoa; Chordata; Mammalia; Chiroptera; Miniopteridae
Gene: MRM2
Product: mitochondrial rRNA methyltransferase 2
Biological process (GO): RNA methylation
Cellular component (GO): mitochondrion
Molecular function (GO): rRNA (uridine-2'-O-ribose)-methyltransferase activity
Source: RefSeq, a predicted model, not a curated record